Penicillium pulvis is the source of this 2043-nucleotide messenger RNA. It is a transcript of the gene rglB, whose product is annotated as polysaccharide lyase family 4 protein. Gene Ontology annotation, biological process: carbohydrate metabolic process. The transcript is spliced from 3 exons. The coding region runs from base 1 to 2043 and encodes 680 amino acids. Lineage: Eukaryota; Fungi; Ascomycota; Eurotiomycetes; Eurotiales; Aspergillaceae. Gene Ontology annotation, molecular function: catalytic activity; carbohydrate binding. The record is from RefSeq and is a predicted model, not a curated record.
AUGAGGACUUCGUUCCUACUCUCCCUUUCGGGAUGGGCUGUUGUGUCAUCAGCGGCUCUUCAUGUUGCGCAGAAUGAGACCUAUAUCACACUCGCCAACGACCGCCUUACUGCCGUACUGCAGAAGAGUGUUGGCCAGAUCGUUGAUCUCUCUUUGGAUGGCCAAGAUCUAUUGGGCCCCCAGUCCGGGUCGACAGGUAUAGGUCCAUAUCUUGAUUGCUAUUGCAUCCCCUCUGGAUUCUACACUGCUGGGGCCACAACCCCAAGCAUGGAAGUAGUCCAGGGCACAGAUUCCACAGGGACAAAUUAUGGAGGCAUGAUUCUGACUGAUACCUAUACACCAACGGGUCAACAAUUCCAGCAGUACUGGUUCUUGCGGGAUGGCGAGACUGGCCUGCACAUGUUCAGUCGAUUGACAUACUACAACGAGACCACCCCUUACCUGCGCAAUCUUCAAGAAUUCCGAACAUUGUUUCGCCCAAACAGUGAUCUGUGGACACAUCUGACGUCUAGCGAGGUUCAGACUGCACCUUUGCCGAGCAAGGAUGCGAUUUCAAAUGAGAUUGUGGUCCAAGAUGCGACAUGGACAUUUAAUAAUACGCCGACUGAUGCGUACUACACCCAAUUCUCGGACUACUUUACCAAGUACACUUUCUCAAACCAAUGGAGAAACAACAGUGUUCACGGUAUGUAUGCCGAUGGAAGCACGUCCACCGGGGCGACCUAUGGUGCGUGGCUGGUGAUGAAUACCAAGGUCAGUCCAAUCGCUAGAAUACUCAAGCUUCAAUGGUUCCUGACAAGAUAUCAUAGGAUACCUACUACGGGGCCACUUCAUUCCGACUUGACAGUUGAUGGUAUUGUCUACAACUACAUCGUCUCCAAUCACCAUGGAGAGGGCACGCCAAACAUCACAAACGGAUUUGAUAGAACAUUCGGUCCUCAGUACUAUCUGUUCAAUGGCGGCAAAGAUUCAUCGGCAUCUCUUGAAGAUCUGCGAUCCGAGGCAGAAGAGUUGGCAAAUCCUCAUUGGAACGCUGCAUUCUACGACUCAAUUGCCAAGCAUGUUGUCGGAUAUGCCCCUUCCAGCCAGCGAGGUAGUGUCAAAGGAACAGUGAAGCUCCCUAAGGGCGCCACUCGCCCAAUUGCCAUCCUCACGGUUGACGGCCAAUACUUCCAAGAUAAUAGCGUGGUGCCAAGUUCCUAUCAAUACUGGACCGACAUCAACAAAGAUGGAAGCUUCAGCAUUGACCGAGUCAAAGAAGGAAAAUACCGCCUGACAGUAUACGCCGAAGGUAUCUUUGGAGACCUCGUCCGAGAUGGAAUCGUCAUUCGCGCCGGAAAGCAGACAUCAGUCCGCGAUACAUGGGAGCAAGAGUCGGCAGGAACCGAGAUCUGGAGAAUCGGAGUUCCAGACAAAUCAUCAGGAGAGUUCCGACGAGGCAGCGCAAGAGAUCCCACCCACCCACUACAUCCACCCGAGUAUCUGAUCUACUGGGGUGCAUAUGACUGGCGUGCCGACUUCCCAAAUGGCAUCAACUACACCAUCGGAACCAGUGACCCGGCCACCGAUCUUAGUACUGUUCACUGGUCAGUCUUUGGUCCGACGGCUGGAGAUUCCUACGUCGAGUAUGACACAACCUACGACUGGGACAUCCACUUCACGCUCACUUCGAAGCAGCUGAAGAAGCGGAAGACGGGUACCUUGACACUACAGCUGGCAGCCGCGAAGACAGCGUCGGGUAAUACUGACGUGUACAGCCCGACUGAGCUGUAUACCAACUUAUCCUUAGAAAGUUAUAUCAACGACCAGUCGGACCCCCUUACCAUGAUCAUCGGGUUCAAUCAGUCGAGCAGUUGUAUUGUUCGCUCCGCCGUGAGCUGUUAUCAAGUUGGGUCGAGGAUGGAGUUCCCUGCGGAUUGGCUGCGUGUAGGAGAUAAUGUUCUCCGGCUGCAUCUGCCGUAUAAUGCGACAGAUACGGAGACCGCCAUUCUCCCAGCAAGUGUCUAUGUUCAGUAUGAUGCAAUUCGGUUGGAGCUACAAUAA